AUGGCGUUAUUCCUGUUGUUCGAGUCGUCGUCAGGCUACGGCCUGUUUGAAGUCAAGGCGCUGGACGAGCUGGCGCAGAGCUCAGACGCCGUGCAGGCGUCCGUGGCGGAUCUGACUCGCUUCAGCCAGGUCGUCAACCUCUCCGCAUUCAAACCCUUCAGCUCAGCGGCAGAUGCGCUCGAACAAUGCAACGCCGUCUCUGAAGGGCUGCUGACCCCGGAGCUGCAGAGCUUUCUGGAGAUGAAUCUGCCCAAGGCGAAGGUCAAAGCGGGCAAGAAGCCGUCGUACCAGCUGGGCGUGUCGGAGUCGAAGCUCGGCUCCGCCAUUCAGGAGGCGGCGGGCGUGCCGUGCGUCAGCAACGACCUCGUCAUGGAGCUCAUGCGCGGCGUGCGCCUGCACUUCGCGCGGUUCGUGAAGGAGCUGAAGGAGGGCGACGUGGCGAAGGCGGCGCUGGGGUUGGGGCACAGCUACAGCCGCAGCAAGGUGAAGUUCAACGUGAAUCGCGUCGACAACAUGAUCAUCCAGGCCAUCUCGCUGCUCGACACGCUCGACAAAGACGUCAACACCUUCUGCAUGCGCGUCAGGGAGUGGUACUCAUGGCAUUUCCCCGAGCUCGCGCGCAUCGUCACGGACAACUACACGUACGCGCGCGUGGCGCGGCGCGUGAGGGACAAGGCGACGCUGACGGAGGAGGCAUUGGCGGAGUUGACGGAGAUCAUCGGCGACGAGGACAAGGCCAAGGAGGUGCUCGACGCCGCCAAGGCCAGCAUGGGGCAGGACAUCUCACCAAUCGAUCUGAUCAACAUAGAGGCGUUUGCGUCACGCGUGGUGGCGCUGGUGGAGUACCGGCGGUCGCUGCACUCGUACCUGACGGCGAAGAUGGCGGACGUGGCGCCGAACCUGGCGGCGCUGAUCGGCGAGAUGGUGGGCGCGCGCCUCAUCUCGCACGCGGGCAGCCUCACGAACCUCGCCAAGUACCCCGCCAGCACCGUGCAGAUCCUCGGCGCUGAGAAGGCCCUCUUCAGGGCGCUGAAGACGAAGGGCAACACGCCCAAGUACGGGCUCAUCUUCCACUCGUCGUUCAUCGGGCGCGCGUCCGCCAAGAACAAGGGGCGCAUCAGCCGCUACCUCGCCAACAAGUGCUCCAUGGCCUCGCGCAUCGACUGCUUCUCAGAGGCGAGCACGAGUGUGUUUGGGGAGAAGCUGAAGCAGCAGGUGGAGGACCGGCUGGAGUUCUACGACAAGGGAGUGGCGCCCAAGCGCAACCUGGAUGUCAUGAAGGCCGCCAUCUCCGCCGCCAAGGCCGAGGCGCAGGCCGAUGCCGAUGUCGGCUCCAAGCGCCCUGCAGAAGGUGAGGCAGCAGCAGGUGGGGCGGCAGAGGGGACACCAAAGAAGAAGAAGAAGAAGGCAGCGGCAGAGCGUGACCCUGUCACCCUUCUCCCUCCGUUCCCGGCCCCUCCAGGCGACUUCUACCCGCAGCGACCCGCCACCACCACUGGCGCGCCCACUGCCGGCGGAGCCGCCGAGCCCCGCACCUGGAUCAGUGCGGCGUGCGCGUGGGCGGCGCCGUUCGCCCUGGGCGCCGUGCUGGGAGCGGUGGCGUGCUCGCUGCUGCUGCUGCCCCUCGCGCUCGCGCCGCUGGACGCGCAGGGCGGGGACGAGGGGCUCCUGCUGCAAUCACAUGCGGACACGUGGCGGGAGGGGCAGGAGGCGUGGCAGGGGGGAGCGGCAGCAUCGUUGGACCAACCUGUGGUGCCUCACCCGCGCGCCUCUGCUACGAGCGGCGCACUGCCCUUGGCGCCCCUCGCUGCGCUUGUCCCCGGCAGUGCACGUGCCAGUGGUGGUGUGGCGGGUGAGAGCGAUGGUGACACGGACGCAGCAGAGGCGUGGGCGGGUGAUGCGGGCAUGCGUGAUCUGCAAGGCAGGCACCCAGCAGUGCGGGCGCUGGUGGAGGCGAACGGGCAGGUGAUGCGGCAGCAGCAGCAGGCGGUGGCGCUGGCAGAGGAGGACGAGAGGGGCAUGCGCGCCGUGCUCACCGCCGCCCUGCAGGUGAUGCGCUGCCAGGGGGAGGCAGAGCAACGGGAUGGCUUUUCAACGGCGGACUUCUCGUCCCUGGUCAGCGAGGCACAGGCGGCUGGACGCGUGGGGCGCAUGGGGCAUGGUGCAGCAGGGGCGAGCGCUGGAGAGGGGCAGGGGGAGGGUGCAGUGGAGGGGGAGAUUUGGGGCGGUGGGAGGGAGAGCGUGAGGCGGUGCAUGGUGCUGCAGUGUGCGGUGGAGGCACAGCAGCGGGCAGUCGCUGCAGCCCAUCUGACAUCCCUUGUCACAUGCCAGGUUCUUCCCCAAUCGCCAUUCUUCCCUUCCCAUACCCUCCUGCAUCAUGCUACCCCCGUGCCCACAUGCCUCCCCCCCCCCACACCCCUGCCAGCGCACGUGGAAUCCUUCCAGCGCCUGCUGCUCUCCCUGCGCCCGCUCGCCUCGCUCUUCUCGCUGCCCCUCGCCGCCCUCCUCUCCCCCAACGCCACGCACCCACUCGCCCUUCGCCUGCAAUCCCUCAUCGACGCCACGUCAGCGCGCCUCCAAGCCGCCUCUGCCAGCCUGGCGGCGGCCCAGUCGGCCUUGGAGUUGUCUGAGCGGCGGCUGUGGGUGCGGUGUGGCGUGCAGGCAGGGGGCAUGGAGUGGGAGGAGCGGCACGACGGCGAGCUGCAGCGGUACAGAGCGGUGGCGGGGGCAGCGUUUGACAAGUGGUGUGUGCCGUGGGAAGAGGCUCGCCCCGCUCACCGCCUCACUGCUGCCCUCACUGCCCCGCCCCACCUCUGGUGGCGGGGUGGCUUGUGGGAUGGCGAACGAGGAGCAGCUGGGACGGAGGCUGCUGCUGCAAGUGAGGGAGGAGGGGGGGUUAAUGCAGGCGGUGCAGCAGGCGAGGGGGAGAGGGAUGCUCCCGAGAUCUCCUUUCUGCUGCUGGCAGAUCCAGGAGCAGCACAGCCCGCAUCAGCGGGGGCAGCAGUGGCGCCACUGCAGGUGGUGAAGCGCCUUCAUGCCUGCGCCUCCACACUGCCUCGCAUGCCCCCAGCAGCAGCAGCAGCGGCAGGAGCAACAUCACCACCCAAACCCACCCUUGAUGCUGAAACUUCUCCUUCCGCUCCUCACAUGGGUCCUCCCCUGGCGGAGCUGCUGCUGCUGCUCUCGCCUGUCAGCACCCAAGCAGGGCAGCAGGGCGACGGGCAGGGCGAGGGGCCGCCAAGCGACGAGCAAUGGGGCGAGGGUUCGCAGGCAGGUGGGGUGGAGGCGUGGCAAGAGGCGGGUCGCAGCAUUGACCCGCAGCACAUGCUCGUGCUGCCGCUCGUGGCGCCUCAUGCUCAUGGUGCUGCCGUGCAGGUGAGCGGCGCAGAGGGUGGUGGCAGCGAGGCGGCAGAGGAUGGUGGUGCGCGUGCAGCGGGGAUGGCGCCGAUGUCGGAGUGGGAGGGGUUCGACCUGCUGGCCCGCGCUGCCACUGGCCGCCUGCUGCUCCUGCUGACGUGGCGAGACCUGUCAGCUGUGAUGCAUGGGGAGGGCGAGGAGGGGUGCAAGUGGCUGGAGCAGCUGACUGCAGGGAUGGCAGAGGAUGGGCGCUUGGGAGUGGUGGGCGUGCGGACAAGCACAGUGGAGAGGGGCGUGGGGAGGGCAGAGGAGGAGGGAGAGGGCAGGCAAGGAGAAUGGGAGGGCAGGCAAGGAGAAUGGGAGGGCAGGCAAGGAGAAUGGGAGGGCAGGCAAGGAGAAUGGGAGGGGGAGGUGGGUGGUGGGGCAGUGCUGGCAGCAAUGGUGCAGUGGGCUGCGGUGGGCAAGGAGGAGAGGGAGGGGGGGGGCGUGAGUGAGAGUGGUGAUGCAGGGGGCAGAGAGGUGGCAGGGAGGCGCCUCACAGGCUACGUGGACGGCACUCCCCUGCUUGUGCGCCGCCACGCCCUCAUGACACUUGGCGGGCUGGGAUUGGCUCCCGGAGCACCAGCUGCAGGCCCGGCAGCAGCAGUGGCGGGUUGGGCUCUGUGCACACGCAUGUGGCUGGCUGGAUUCAAGGUGAGGGCAAUGCGCGCUUUCAGGGGACACACUUUGGGGCCUUUUGGAUGA
Messenger RNA from Closterium sp. Yama58-4, 4101 nucleotides. Lineage: Eukaryota; Viridiplantae; Streptophyta; Zygnematophyceae; Desmidiales; Closteriaceae. The record is from the annotation of a GenBank genome assembly.